GACAGGGUUCGUGUUUGUCACCGGGCUGAGGCAGGUUCAAGCACACGAAUUUGCAAACGGUCAUUUGUUGCAUUUCUUUAAUGUGGAGGUGUGUGUGAGAGAGGUCACAGUGCACGGACAGGAUGAAGUGUAAUCCUCAAUAUCCUCCCUGUUAAUAUGCUCUGUGCUAAGGUCAGCACUGCUGCCAAACUGAAGCUGCAGGGGACUUGAACAUAAUCAGCAGGGCACUACACAGAGUGCACACCUCCGCCGAGGUCCGCUUUGACAACUAAAAAUCUCACAGGAAGCUCUCAUGGGCAGGCCAGGUGCAAGGAGCACAGACGGGGAGGGGAGGAGGUCAUUAUCCCCCAGGGAGGUGGAGCAAAAGGGGAGGUGAAGAAAGCAGAUGAAACAUAUUGACGUGCUGCUUUGAAGCCUCCUGUGAGUACUGAAGCUAUGGACGGUGUGUUGGACGAAGCGGCCGUGUUGUGCGUGUGUAAAGUGGCCUGCGGUCUGAUCUUUCUGCCGUCUCCGACCGCUUCCUUCAGCCCCGUCAGCUUCUGUUGCUGCUGCCUCCUGAUCUUCACAGACAUCUUGGUCUCAGUGUUUCUGAUCUUCCUGCUCCUCUUUGAGCCCUGGCUACCUCAGCUGUCACCAGGCGGCGAUGUGAUCGCCCUGCGCUGCAUUCUCUUCCUCUGCCACACCUAUGGUACAGUCCUGCUCCUCACCACUCCUCUGAUCGCAGUGGAGAUUCUGACCAGGCAGCUGUGGCCCUGCGUUAUUGCUGAGGGGUCAGCGGGCCAAACGGCGAGUCAUGAUGGCGCUCAGGCACUGCUCUGUUAUAACCAUCAGGAGGAAAGCCACAAACCAGAUAAGGAGCAGAUGACCCACGUGGUUGGUUACCUUUGCUGCCUGAGCGUGUGGGUCAUGGCCGGCCUCGAUGCCAGGUGGAGAUGGAAGGUGGAGGAAGUGUGGACUGCUGCCUGUCUGCAAACACCCAACAUGCUCAUCCGGUGUUUGCCAAACCUGUUCAGCCCAGUGACCGGCACUGCCACUCCCUGCUGGAGCAUGGCCUUCCUGUCCCUGAUCCUGCUGCUCAACACGGGCACGCGCCUCCACGAGGAGCGCCGAACCCUGACAGAAAGGACACACACAGACCAACAACACCCGGUGAACUCUGGCACGUUGACACGACCUGUUGACUCAGAGACAACAGAGAGCAGCUGCAGCGUUCACAGAGCGUGCUCCUGGAAAGGUGUGCAGAUGUCGGCGUGUCGCCAUGGAGACUUUGCGCUCUUCUUUCCACAGCGUUUGUGUGCAGAAAAACGAGGAGAGCAGCAUGAACUGAUAAACAGAGGUGCGGCACAGGACGGGCCCUCUGGCUCACGGCACAGGAGCCCGUGUGGGUGGCGGCUGUGGGGUUUUCCAGGCCCCGGGGUGAAGGUAAUAACAGGGCUCGUGAGCGUGCUCGGCGUCUUCGUGCUCCCUGUGAACCUCAGCGUGAACAUUCCUCUUAUCAGGACUAUAGAGUCUGUGCUGGAACUGUGUGUUACACCUUCAGCCUCAUCAGCAGCAGAUCCAAGUGACACAUCUGUCUCUCACCGCGAGAUGCUCGUAUGAAACACGUGAGUGGACACAGGCUGGGGACGCGGCUGCAGGCCUGAGCGUCAUCGGCAGUUUGAACCCGGCGCAAAUAAGCUUUUGAAAGCACCUAUUCACGUGUGGAAUGAUGGCCGCUGAAAGGUGCUGAGAAGGCAGGUUGAGGCGUGCUCGUUAGAAAGACACGAGGCCUCACUCGAACACAGCUGGAAGGCUUUGACUGUUAACACACACACACACACCUUCAUCCAGCAGCAAACAGUCGCCUGAAAGCAGCAAUAGAAAGCGUAUUGGCGCAACUGCUAGUAAACUUGAGUUGAGCGCGCACGGCUGAUUUCUAUCAUUUGUAAAUGUUUGUGGUUGGAUCACAGAACUGAAGGAGAAGCACUGCAGGAAAUUAAACCUAUAAUGCUUCUCAGUGUCCAACAGAGGGCACUGCGGGACAACAAGUCUGGGUAACUAAAAGUUCCUACAAUAUUUGGUAGAUGAGCUUUAGGAUGCAACAUAGGAACUGUACAGGAGACUCUAGAAAAAGACUGGAUUUUUUUUUUAAUGGUUGAUUUACAUUUGAUUGAGCCAGAAGGCAAACUGUGAGUGAGCUGAGGCUUUUUUUUUCCACACAGACCUGCGCAGACAAACACUGAAACCACACAAAAACCCACUGAGACCAGAUGAAAGAGGAAUGUGCACAUGCUAUUUUUGGAACAGAUAGUGACUGUGUUAAUGUCACACAUUCUGCUGUGUAAUACACGUAUGUCGCCAACAUGAACAAGCGUAGCUCUUCACCGUCUCACCAUGUCAUUUCAGUCCUUCGGACUUUUUUCUCCAGUAAAAUAGCUCUGGGGAGCAUUAGCAUGGCCCAAAACCCUUCAGCUUCAGAUCCCCCAACUACAGCCCUCUUAACCCCCCGCCAUUUGAAGAAUUUUUCCUUAUUUACCUCUCACAUGCCUAGAAAGUCCUCACCAUCUCAUUUAGGUUUCAGAUUUUAUAUCAGUAAAUGGUUCUGGUGAACGUUAGCAUGGCUAAAAACCCUCAGCUUUGCCACCAAGACUCGCCAACCACAGACUAUUUAACCCCCCAACAUUAGAAGUAUUUUUCUUUAUGUGCCUCUUACAUGCCUGGAAAGUCCUCACCAUCUCAUUUAGGUGUUUCAGAGGGUUUUUUUUUUCAGUAAAUGGUUCUAGGGAGCAUUAACAUGGCUAAAAACCUUCAUGUAAUUUACACACUAAAUAGUCACUGACUGACCUCAUGAGCUGUCAAGGUGCACGCCGCCUCUCACUUUGUCCUAAAAAAAAAAAAAAAAGACAAAAAUUAACACAAAAACCUUACAGAGGAUGAACAUACCACAGUGAAAACACCAUAGUGAAAAACAGGUUAAUCUCCCGUACUUUCUUUUCCAGGAAGUGUUCAAUAUUUAGUUCCUGUUUCACUGUGGACUCAAAAUUUGGCACUUCCUGUUUGGGAUACCGUGUACCAUGAGUGAACUUCUUUCGUACUAUUACAAUGAGGAGAAUUUAUAAACAGGACAUUAUUAUGUCACAAGUUGCCUUAGUCAAGAUCCACUUUUGGGUUUUCUCCCAUUUUUGACAAGCUGAAGUGAAAAAGCCAACCUCUAUGCACACACAAGGUUUAUUUUACCUAAAUUUUAGUGAUGGCUUCACCUUUGUCAACAUAAUUCAUCCACCUGGCUGGUGUUGCACAUUAAGAUGCUGAUUAAACAGCAUGAUUACUGCAAAAGAUGCAUCUUUUACUGGUGAUAAUAAAAGCUCACUCUAAAAUGUGCAGAUGAUGUUGUGUGUGUGUGUGGGGGGUUGCUUCAUUAUUAGGUGAGGAGACCAGAUGUGGAGUUCAGGGGCUGGUGUGGGUACACGUGCUCUGGAUGUGUGACUGGGUUCACGACUGACAGCGGGCAUGCUAGUCAGUGGCUGGGUUUCUAUUACAGAUUUGUACAAAUGCUCAUCAAUUGUUUUGAGAAUGUCAAUAAAAAA
Molecule: messenger RNA, 3566 nt
Organism: Thalassophryne amazonica
Lineage: Eukaryota; Metazoa; Chordata; Actinopteri; Batrachoidiformes; Batrachoididae
Exons: 4
Coding region: 436-1599 (387 amino acids)
Source: RefSeq, a predicted model, not a curated record